Molecule: messenger RNA, 981 nt
Organism: Zingiber officinale
Lineage: Eukaryota; Viridiplantae; Streptophyta; Magnoliopsida; Zingiberales; Zingiberaceae
Product: protein rough sheath 2 homolog
Exons: 1
Coding region: 1-981 (326 amino acids)
Source: RefSeq, a predicted model, not a curated record
AUGAGGGAGCGGCAGCGGUGGCAGCCGGAGGAGGACGCGCUCCUGCGGGAGUACGUGAAGCAGUACGGGGCGAAGGAGUGGGCGCUGGUGUCGGAGCGCAUGGGGCGCCCGCUCCACCGCGACCCCAAGUCGUGCCACGAGCGCUGGAGGAACUACCUCCGUCCGGGCCUCAAGAAGGGCUCGCUCUCCCCCGACGAGCAGUCCCUUCUCAUCUCCCUCCAGGCACGGUACGGCAACAAGUGGAAGGCCAUCGCCGCCCACCUCCCCGGCCGCACCCCCAAGCGCCUCGGGAAGUGGUGGGAAGUCUUCAAGGAGAAGCAGCUCAAGCUCAAUACCAACCACACUUCCUCCUCCUCUUCGUUCUCCUCUUCUUCCUCCCCCUUCGCCUUUCCGCCCUCUGUUUCCGCCGCUGGCGCCGCCUCCCCUAGCGCGUACGAACACAUCCUCCACACCUUCGCCGAGAAGCACGCGCUCAAUAUGACCUGUGCCGACCACUCCCCGUCUCCAGGCAGCUCCUCGUCCGCGGCGGCGGCACCGUCGGUGGCGCUCUCGCUCUCAAUCUCGCCGCCUCCGGCGCCGGAGCUCGCGCCGCACCAGCUGUCUCUCGUCGCGAGGCUGUGCGAGGAGGUGGAGGAGGGACGGCGCGCCUGGGCGCAGCACCGGAAGGAUGCGGCGUGGCGGCUGAGCCGGCUGGAGCAGCAAAUGGAGACGGAGAAGGCGCGGAGGAAGCGGGAGAAGGUGGAGGAGGUGGAAGAGCGGAUUCGGCGACUGAGGGAGGAAGAAAAGGUGUGGCUGGAGAGGGCGGAUGCAGAGUGGAGGGAGAGAAUGGGACACUUGAGGACGGAGGCGGAGGCCGAGGAGAUGGAAAAGGCGGAGGCGUGGGCGCGCAAGCAGACCAAACUCCUUUCGUUGAUCCAGACAAUCGCCGGCGGCGAGGGGCGGGGGUCGUCUCGUGACCACUCCAUUCUUCAAUUUCCUUAG